UUCUCUAAUGUCUUUUCCACUGUAAUAUAUCUUGGAUUUGUGCAAAUCUGCUUAGUUUGAAUUAAGUGAAAAAGGAGCUCUAACAUGCACGGACAGAGCGUGUGCAUUCUCUGACAAUGGCAAAAAGGCUUUGCAAUUGCCGUGUCAAUUCCAACCUUGGCUUACUUAUCUUGACUUUACAAAUACACUUGUGGCCACCCACUUACAUUUAAGAAUCUGAUAGAGCUCUUACAAUACUACCCAUUGUAAAUACCCAGUUAAUUUAUACUCACCAGUACAUAUAUCGACCUGUCUAAAUCCUCUAAUCUGCAUGAUUAUGUUUUUCCUCCAGAAUGUCAAACAGCUCAUGAACCCACCAUAUAAAGGCAAGGGCAAUAAUAUACGGUGGAGCAGAAUAUGCAGCCUGAUUUUUGCAGAGUCCUCCAGUCUUGUUGAAUAAUAGUGGGUAGUGAUAAUUCAAAAGAAAAAGACAUCGGAGAUAUUCUGAGUAGAUUAUGCUGAAGGUUUAUUAGUAGAUUUUUUUUUUUGGCAAUGGACAAGGACGAAGGCGGUUCAGUAGAUGCCAACAAUGUUUCCACCUUCUAGUGAAUAUUCAUUGGAUCAACUGCAGUUACUGAAGCCUUCAAAGGCUUCUGAGUCCACGGAGAAUCUAGACAUCAACAAUUCCAUGGGGAACGCUCUUCUUGACAUGUUUAACUUCAAUGCUUCUUGUGGGUCAUCAAAUACUGGAUGUUCAGCUUCUUUAGAAAAGCUGAGCUUUGCAGAUGUGAUGCAGUUUGCAGAUUAUGGACCCAAGUUGAGUUUGAACCAGACCAUGGAUGAUCAAAAUGAGCAAAUAGAAAGAGACCCAGAACAUGCUUUUGAUCCAGUUUUUUUUCUUAAGUUUCCUGUGCUGGCAUCUGAUCAGAAAGCGAUGGAUCAUAAACUAUUGGAUCAUCAUAUUCAUGACCAGAUGGCCCUGGGUACUGAUUCUGAAGGCAAUUAUCAUACAAAUGGUUCUGAUGAGCAUGGAGCACAGGAUCUUCCCACUUCUGAAAACACAUCAAAUUUAAAGCAAGAGCUCAAUCUAUCUACCAAUUCCAACAACACAAUUGAGAAAUUAGGGCAGAAUACUGAUCACCAACAGAUGAUGGUGCCUCUGGAUGGACCUAAAUUGGUGGGAUUUUCAUCUACCAGUUACAGGCCGGAACCUCCUCAGAGCAAGCCUAAAAGGAAAAGAUCUAGGGUUUGCAAAAACAGUGAAGAAGUUGAAAGCCAAAGAAUGACUCAUAUUGCAGUAGAACGCAACAGGAGAAAGCAAAUGAAUGAGCAUUUAAGGGUUUUGAGGUCCCUCAUGCCUGGAUCCUAUGUUCAAAGGGGCGAUCAGGCAUCUAUCAUAGGAGGAGCUAUUGAAUUUGUGAGAGAAUUGGAGCAGCUUUUGCAAUGCUUGGAAUCACAGAAGCGUAGGAGAUUAUAUGCAGAAGCCUCUAAUUCUCUAGGUGCCUGCAGGCCACCUCAGACAGAUGCUCUUGCUGGAUGCCUUCCUAUUCAAUCAUCUUUUCCUGUUUUUCCAAUACAGCCUGACAUUGUGUACGAGCCUCUCAGAGAAGAUCUCGCAGACAAUAAAUCUCCGGUGGCUGACAUUGAGGUUAAGUUAGUUGGGUGUGAUGCCAUGAUCAAAAUAUUAUCUCAGAGAAGACCAGGCCAGCUUCUCAAGACAAUUACAGCUUUAGAAAACCUGCAGUUUAGCAUUUUGCACACUAAUAUUACAACCAUAGAACAGACAGUCCUCUAUUCCUUCAAUGUCAAGGUGGGAGAAGAUUGUAGACUUUCAGCUGAAGAUAUUGCCAAUUCUGUGCAACAAAUAUUCAACAUGAUUCAUGCCACCUGUAUCGGGUACAUCAAAGACUGAUGAGGACAAAAUUGAAGAAAAAAGUCAAUAGUAAGUAUAUCAUCAACAAUGGAAUCAAUUUGAAAUUGUUGCAGAAUCUGGAGUCUAGGCUACCCAUCAUUUACAAGCAUUUUCAGGCCAAUAAUUAGACAGCAUUACUCUUACGUGUACAUUGCCAUUAAUACAUUCAGCAUGAAAUUAUCACGGUCGUCUUUUCAUCUCUGUAAAAGCUCAAUGUAAUUCAAUGGGUGGGGUAACCCUGAUGGUACUCAUAUGAGGGGCAAUACUGCUACCAAAUGUUUAUGAGACCAUACAGAUCAGAGACUGCAUCGUGGCAUUUCAUUGGUUUAUGAAUUUAUGCUGAUUUAUCAUAAAAUAAUGUUCAAUAAAUUAUGUUUUCUUCA
Molecule: messenger RNA, 2274 nt
Organism: Cryptomeria japonica (Japanese cedar)
Lineage: Eukaryota; Viridiplantae; Streptophyta; Pinopsida; Cupressales; Cupressaceae
Product: transcription factor FAMA
Exons: 5
Coding region: 560-1891 (443 amino acids)
Biological process (GO): stomatal complex development; positive regulation of DNA-templated transcription; guard cell differentiation
Cellular component (GO): nucleus
Molecular function (GO): protein dimerization activity; DNA-binding transcription factor activity
Source: RefSeq, a predicted model, not a curated record